AUGACUCACCCCUCUAGCAAAACACCUAAUAAUACUACCUCUAACUCAGCUCCUAUUCCUUCUGGUCAACCUAAGUUUCCUUUUACCCCUGUAGCUAACUCUUUUGUUCAUAAUAUCAUGUCCUCUGUUACUUGCCUUGUGGGUAAGGAGAAGAAAUAUGGUGGUCUUGGUAUUAGAGAUUGUGAGAAAUGGAAUAAAGCUGCUUUAGGUAAGUUUGUGUGGAAAGUGGCUAUGAAAAAGGACUCUCUUUGGGUAAAAUGGGUGAAUAGUGUCUACCUCCAUAAUAGGGACUGGUGGACCUACUCACCUAAAAAUUCUGAUGGUUGGGCUUGGAAGAAAAUUUGUGGCAUAAAGGAGGAGCUUAAGGCUGGGUUCACUCAGGGCCCCUGGAAAGACUCUAAGUACACAAUUGCUAGUGGUUACAGGAGGAUAGUGUUAAAGUUCAGUGGACAGACUAGAGUAAAGCUUAAGAAAUAUGAGGUAUGUGAUAGUGAUCUCUGCCUACUGUAUGGCUCUCAACCUAAAGAUCAGCAUCACCUGUUUUUUGACUGUCCUUACAGUAGGAUUUGUUUGACUUUAAUUAGUAAAUGGCUUCACAUUCCUGAUAGGCGUUUUGACAUUGAGAAGACCUGGAAACAUUGGAAAAGAGCUAUGUUGGAUUGUAUUAAGAGGAAAUCUGUGUUUGUUGUGCUCACUGGUCUUGUCUAUUGUAUUUGGAUGGCUAGGAAUGAGACUCUAUGGAACAAAGCUGUUAUUCACCCUAGAAGGCUCUGUUACAGACUGUGUACUAGUAUCACUGAUAGAAUCCAGCAGGUCAUUAGUAGUAAGUGGAAUAGAAACCAUUAUAAAUGGUUGUAUGAGCGAAAACGUUGUAUUCCUAGUUAG
Molecule: messenger RNA, 885 nt
Organism: Chenopodium quinoa (quinoa)
Lineage: Eukaryota; Viridiplantae; Streptophyta; Magnoliopsida; Caryophyllales; Amaranthaceae
Exons: 2
Coding region: 1-885 (294 amino acids)
Source: RefSeq, a predicted model, not a curated record